Molecule: messenger RNA, 1712 nt
Organism: Manihot esculenta (cassava)
Lineage: Eukaryota; Viridiplantae; Streptophyta; Magnoliopsida; Malpighiales; Euphorbiaceae
Product: cyanidin 3-O-galactoside 2''-O-xylosyltransferase FGGT1
Exons: 1
Coding region: 108-1484 (458 amino acids)
Molecular function (GO): UDP-glycosyltransferase activity
Source: RefSeq, a predicted model, not a curated record
AUAAAUCAUAAUCUUUCUGAGUGCUGAUAUUUAAAUCUUCUUCUUGAUCAUGCCAAGAUAAAACCUACGUUUCAGAAUCUUACGAGAUCAGCUACAAGACAGGAAUCAUGGCUGGCCACAAAAACAUUCACGUAGCUAUGUAUCCAUGGUUCGCUUUUGGCCACCUUACCUCAUUUCUCCAUCUCGCCAACAAGCUCGCUCAGAGAGGCCACAGAAUCUCUUUCUUCCUUCCACAGAAAACCAAACCCAAGUUUGAGCCUUUCAAUCAUCACCCAGAUCUCAUCACCUUCAUUCCUGUCAAUGUUCCGGAGGUUGAUGGCCUCCCUCCAGGCGCUGAGACAACAAACGAUGUCAAUUUCUCUUUGCAUUCUCUUCUAAUGACUGCCAUGGAUCUCACGAAGCCUGUCAUCGAAGAAUAUCUCCAGGAUCUCAAACCCCAUUUCGUUUUCUUUGAUUUCACUUAUUGGUUGCCGGAAGUUUCAGGUAGGCUUGGGAUAAAAGCUGUGCUUUAUUGUACCAUUAGUCCAGCUACCGUUGGUUACCUGAUGAGCCCUGAAAGAAAUCUUUUGGAGAAAAGUCGGACGGGAGAUGAUUUGACGAAACCUCCGGCGAGUUUCCCUCCGUCGUCGAUAAAGCUGCGUGCCCAUGAAGCUCGAACGCUAGCGGCCACAGCUGAAAACGAAUAUGGCAGCGGCAUAACAUUCAUGGAACGCCAAAUGCUUUCUUUCAAUGGAUCUGAUGUCAUCAGUUUCAAAACUUGCAGAGAGAUGGAAGGCCCUUUUUGUCAAUAUGUUGAAAAGCAAUUCGGCAAGCCAGUGAUUUUGGCAGGUCCUGUUGUGCCAGAACCUCCGGAUUCUGUAUUAGAUGAACACAUUGCAGAAUUCUUGGAUGGAUUUGAACCUGGAACUGUUGUGUUCUGUGCUUUUGGCAGUGAAUGCAUUCUUGCAAAAGACCAGUUUCAAGAGCUGGUAUUAGGUCUAGAACUCACAGGCUUGCCAUUUCUGGCAGCCCUGAAAGCACCAAUCGGAGCUGAAACGAUAGAGUCAGCAUUGCCAGAAGGGUUUUCAGAGAGAACCAAAGGAAGAGGAUGGGUUUAUGGGAGUUGGAUUCAGCAACAGCUGAUCUUAAAACACCCAUCUGUGGGAUGUUUUGUGACUCAUUGUGGAUCUGGAUCGCUAUCAGAAGCCAUGGUAAAAGAGUGUCAAUUGGUAUUGCUGCCAUAUGCAGGAGAUCAAAUCAUUAACGCAAGAUUGAUGGGUGGAGAUCUGAAAGUUGGGGUGGAGGUGGAGAAAGGAGAAGAAGAUGGCUUGUUUACAAGAGAUGGUGUGUGGAAAGCUGUGAAAGCUGUAACAGAUGAUGAUAGUGAGAUAGCGAAAGAGGUGAGAAGAAAUCAUACAAAAUGGAGAGAAUUUUUAUCAAGCGACAAGCUUGAAGACUCUUACAUUGAUAGCUUUAUCCAGAACUUGCAUGCUUUGUUAGAUUGAAUGAAGAUCAUUGAACCCUUAUAUGAAAUCUGCAUUAUCUGGAAUUUGGUUUAUUCAGAGGUUCCUGUGGGUGCGCCUAUCUUAUGUAUUUUACUAAAAAAAGAAAAGAAGAUUUGUGUAUUUUCAAAUUAUCAGAAUUUGGGAUUUAAGAUUAUGCCUUAUUUUAAGAAUUUGCUCUAAUGUAAUGAUAUUUUUUUAGAAGGUUGGCUAUGAAUUUCAAUUUCUUUA